Punctularia strigosozonata HHB-11173 SS5 is the source of this 803-nucleotide messenger RNA. RefSeq lists its product as uncharacterized. The record is from RefSeq and is a predicted model, not a curated record. Lineage: Eukaryota; Fungi; Basidiomycota; Agaricomycetes; Corticiales; Punctulariaceae. The transcript has 4 exons. Gene Ontology annotation, molecular function: protein binding. The coding region runs from base 47 to 721 and encodes 224 amino acids.
CCGAGGAUUAAAUUCAAUUAUUUUGCAACCUCCUUACCACCACAACAUGAGUCUCCUGCAGGGCGUCCUUCGAUCCAACGUCGAAGACCGCGCACAUGAUUCUGACGACGAUGAAUGGGUCAACGUACAAACUGCACCUGGAACACCCAGGACAGGUUCUCGAGCUCCGUCUAGGGCACAAUCACCCACAAGAGCUUCCCAGCUCCCUACAUCACCGCGACUGGCCCCGCGUUCAAGCGACCCCCUCCGCGCUUUUCCGACUGAGAUAUCUCAGCGCAUAUUUGGUCGCCUAAACAUAGGUGACCUCGCACGUUGCUCCAGGGUUUGCAAGCGUUGGAACAAGAGCCAGACGCUUAACUACGUGUGGUUUCAGCAUUAUCGCAAGGAAAACUUCCAUGACGAAAGCUUACCCCCGGGUAAGUGGACGAAGCGGGAAUCUAAGCAGAACUGGCGCACAACGUACAUAAAGACAACUUCCACUCGUGAACCCCCAACACCUGGCUACUACACCCCAUCUGGCUCUGGAGCGCGCUCUGGCUAUCAAACACCCAGUGAACGUAACCAAGAACGAUGGCAACAAGAGGACGAGUCACGGCCGAGCAAGGUCGAGAUGCGGGAAAUGUACAAGGAGCUUGGCGGGAGGAAGAGCAAAGCCAAGGGAAAAUUUGCCAAUGGUCCCUCGAGAGAUCGUGGAGGGCUGGGUCGGAGCGAAGAGUGGUGAGCGGGAACACCUGCUGCAGCCUCACGCUCCUUCAACAUAGAUAAUAUAUACGGAUAUGUUAUGCAGUCGAACGAUGUUUUGU